Messenger RNA from Monodelphis domestica (gray short-tailed opossum), 6303 nucleotides. It is a transcript of the gene SEC24B, whose product is annotated as SEC24 homolog B, COPII component. Gene Ontology annotation, molecular function: zinc ion binding; SNARE binding. Gene Ontology annotation, cellular component: COPII vesicle coat; endoplasmic reticulum exit site. Gene Ontology annotation, biological process: intracellular protein transport; endoplasmic reticulum to Golgi vesicle-mediated transport; COPII-coated vesicle cargo loading. Lineage: Eukaryota; Metazoa; Chordata; Mammalia; Didelphimorphia; Didelphidae. The record is from RefSeq and is a predicted model, not a curated record.
CGAAGCUUUUAUUAAGCAUUCACUAAGGACUAAGUACAGCAAGCACUGAGGAAUGCAAAAAAACUCUGGUCUUCUGCCAAUCUUAAAAAGUACUCUAUAAAUGCUAGAUUAUUAAGGAAAUUAUAGUCUUAUGGGGAAACACAACUCACACGUGGGAAAACCACAGUGGAUCAGAGAUAUAGGUUUGGAGGUCAUUUAGUCCUAUCUCCUCAUUUUGCAGAUGUGCAAAUUAGGGCGCAGAGAAGUUCAUCGACUUCUCACCCAGGUAGUAAGAAGCUGAGGUGGGACUCGAACUCAGAAUGUAGCCCCCAGUUACGCGCAGUUUCUCUGGCACCAGCGCUCCGCUCACGCUGCAGCCCCACCCCACCUCUAGCCUCCUUCGCAAAAUGAAGCUGCAGUGCUGAGUGAGUUACUCGGAAGUCCCUGCCCUAGCCCACUCUCGGCUCUAGGACUUCGAAGAUGUCUGGAACGCCGCUAGCAGCUCUCGAGGCUGACUGAAGGAGGCAGUUCCUAGCUGGGCAACCUCCGGGCUCCCUGCAUUCCAUUCUUAGUGGGAUACACCAAGGGAGGCUGGGCUGGAAAGAGGGAGGGAGAGAGGGGAAGGCCCGCUCCAGGGCAUCAGCUGAGAAACCCCGAUUCGGGUGCGGAGCUUCCGCGCUUCGGAGAGUCGACGCCAGAGGGCGCUGCGACGGCGACGUCAGACGGACAGCGGGGGAGGGGGCGGGGAAGAGGAGGGCAGGACGAGGACGACAACGAGGCUAGGGAUUCCCGGCAGCGGCGGAGCUGCGGCGGCGCGCGGCUGGCGGCUGGCGGCUGGCGUAGCGUAGGUUCUCCCGCGGAACGUCUGCGCGCCGCCGAGUUCCAGGUUCCGGUUCGAUCCUUUUGGUGACGCCCGGCGCGUUCCUUCCUCUUCCUCCCGCCUCCCUCCCCCCCCCUUCCCUCUCCCUCCUUCCCUCCCUCCCCGACGAGGAGCCGGAGCCGCCGCCGGUCAUGUCCGCCCCUGCCGGCGCCCCGCACCCCCACGCCGCCGCCAGCGCCAGGAUCCCGCCUCGGCUCGGAGCGGCGGCUGCCCCCGCUGGUCCGAGCCCGGCGCCGCACUACCAGAACGGUCCAGCACAGAAUCAGAUGCAGUUUCCACCUGGAUAUGGAUUACAUCCUCAAAGCUAUGCUGUUCCCUCAGGACUCUAUUCCCAAGGACCUGGGAAAACUGCCCCAUUGCCAUUGGAAAGCCAGUAUGGUACUGAUUAUUAUUCUGGCCACUACCCAGUACCAACACAAAAUGUUGUGACUCUUGCUACAGGUCCUGGCACAAUGAACAUGCAACUAGGAUCACAGCAGGUAUAUGGCAGGGGCCUUCCUGCUCCUCAUACUGUCGGGUCCACUCCUGGAUCUUUUCAAGGUGGUAUUGCAUCUUCAGCAUCCCAUGUACACACAGGUAUACCCCAGCCAUACUCCUCCUUUGGUAAUCACUACAACAGUCCAGUCGUUCCCUCUGCCAAUUCCUCCAUUGCUUCUCAGGGAUUUCCCCUCACUUCUAGCCAUUAUGCUAUGUCGACUGCUUUGGGUGCUGUGUACCCUAAUGUUUCAUAUCCUUCGGUGCCUGCUGGUGAUCCAUAUGGGCAAGUGUUUACUUCACAGAGUACUUCAGUCAUCACCCAGUUUAAAGAGAAUUCAUUUCCUGGUCAAAACACAGCUGUCAACCAUCCACAGCAACAGCAACAGAGUCCAAUGGGAUAUAAAACUUCAUCAUGGGCAACUCCAGGCCUUCAGUCAACCCAAGACAACCUUUCCCAAAACCACAUUGGAUCCCUUGCUGCAGUAGGCAACCCUUCUAAUGCAGUUGCAGAUUCUUCAUCCAGUCCUGGAAAGCAAAGCAUUCAGCUUUCCAAGCCCAGUCCAGCACCAUCCACAGUUUCAUCAGGAAGUGUUUCUGCAAGGACACAGCCUUCUGCAGACCAGUCAACUGACCCUGUGGCCUCAGGGACACAGCCACCAGAUCUCUUACUACAGGAAGGCAUGCAGUAUGAUGACUAUGUUAAUAACCCAGCUAGCUCUGCACCAACUCCCUCGUCAUCAACUUCAGAUGAUGAGGAAGAGGAGGAGGAGGAUGAGGAAGCAGCCAUUGACAGCUCCUCUACAACCAGUAGUGCUUCUCCUGUGCCCAAUAGCUUUGAUGUCCUAGAAGGUGGGAGCUAUCCAGGAGAAACAUUGGAUGCUCUUUCUUCAUCGACCAGCAGUCCAGCGCCUGCUCCCUCCAUCCCUCAGGCAACAAAACCCACUAAGCCCUUUGGCUAUGGGUAUCCAACUCUUCAGCCUGGUUAUCAGAAUGUAGCACUGAGUUCUGGAGCACAACCUAGUAACCCAACAUACUCUGGAUUCCAGCAAUAUGCCCAGCAGUAUCCUGGUAUGCAUCAGUUGUCAUCCAGUCUAAGCGGAUUAAGUCUCCAGCAUUCCUCUCAGCAACCAGAAAGUCUGAGACCAGUGAACCUCACUCAAGAUAGGAAUAUUCUGCCUGGGACUCCUGUUCAAGCUCCUGUACCUAACUUGAAUUCAGACCUCAAAAAAUUAAAUUGUAAUCCUGAUUCAUUUCGGUGUACUCUGACAAAUAUUCCACAGACUCAAGCUUUAUUGAAUAAAGCUAAGCUUCCUUUAGGGUUAUUGUUGCACCCCUUCAGAGAUCUCACGCAAUUACCAGUGAUAACAUCAAGCACCAUUGUGAGAUGCCGGUCUUGCAGGACCUACAUCAACCCAUUUGUGUCCUUCAUUGAUCAGAGGAGAUGGAAAUGCAACCUGUGCUAUAGAGUUAAUGAUGUUCCUGAGGAAUUUAUGUAUAAUCCCCUUACCCGUUCCUAUGGAGAGCCUCACAAACGGCCCGAGGUUCAGAAUUCAACCGUGGAAUUCAUUGCUUCUUCAGACUACAUGCUUCGUCCUCCUCAGCCUGCAGUGUACUUGUUUGUUUUGGAUGUCUCUCAUAAUGCAGUGGAAGCUGGGUAUUUGACCAUUGUCUGCCAGUCUCUCUUGGAAAAUCUGGACAAGCUGCCUGGAGAUUCAAGAACAAGAAUUGGGUUCAUAACUUUUGACAGCACAGUUCAUUUCUAUAACUUACAAGAAGGAUUAUCACAGCCUCAGAUGUUGAUUGUCUCAGACAUAGAUGAUAUCUUCUUACCUACACCUGAUAGUUUACUUGUAAAUCUACAUGAAAGCAAGGAGCUGAUAAAAGACUUAUUGAAUGCUUUACCAAAUAUGUUCACCUAUACAAGAGAAACCCAUAGUGCUCUUGGUCCUGCACUUCAGGCUGCCUUUAAAUUAAUGUCUCCAACAGGUGGCCGUGUGUCUGUAUUCCAGACACAGUUACCUUCCUUGGGUGCAGGGCUCCUGCAGUCCAGAGAAGAUCCUAAUCAGAGAUCAAGUACAAAGGUGGUGCAACAUCUUGGACCUGCAACUGAUUUUUAUAAGAAACUGGCAUUAGACUGUUCAGGACAACAGACAGCAGUGGAUCUAUUCCUUUUAAGUUCACAGUAUUCUGAUCUGGCUUCUCUAGCUUGCAUGUCCAAGUAUUCUGCAGGUUGCAUCUAUUAUUAUCCAUCUUUUCAUCAUACCCACAAUCCCUCACAAGCAGAAAAAUUGCAAAAAGACCUAAAACGGUAUCUCACAAGGAAAAUUGGAUUUGAAGCCGUAAUGAGAAUAAGGUGUACAAAAGGUCUCUCAAUACACACUUUUCAUGGAAAUUUUUUUGUUCGAUCUACUGAUUUGCUUUCCCUGGCCAACAUCAAUCCUGAUGCUGGAUUUGCAGUGCAGAUGUCAAUUGAAGAAAAUUUAACAGAUACUUCCCUGGUGUGUUUUCAGACUGCACUAUUGUAUACCUCAAGCAAAGGUGAGCGGAGGAUUCGAGUACACACACUUUGUUUGCCAGUAGUGAGUUCACUGGCAGAUGUUUAUGCAGGAGUAGAUGUGCAAGCAGCUGUCUGCCUUCUAGCAAACAUGGCUGUGGAUCGAUCCAUUUCAUCAAGUUUAUCGGAUGCAAGGGAUGCCCUAGUGAAUGCUGUGGUGGACUCCAUCUCUGCCUACGGCACCAUCUCCUCCACUUCACAGCAGUCUGCGCUCAUUGCUCCCACCUCCCUCAAGCUAUUUCCUCUCUAUGUUUUGGCCCUUCUCAAGCAGAAAGCUUUUAGAACUGGUACUAGCACCCGGCUGGAUGAUCGGGUAUUUGCCAUGUGUCAGAUGAAGUGGCAGCCACUUGUUCAUCUGAUGAAAAUUAUUCAUCCCAACCUGUACAGAAUAGACAAACUGACUGAUGAGGGUGCAAUACAUGUUAAUGACAGAAUAGUGCCUCAGCCACCUCUUCAAAAAUUAUCUGCAGAGAAACUGACAAGAGAGGGCGCCUUCCUUAUGGAUGCUGGUUCAAUUAUUUACAUAUGGAUUGGCAAAAACUGUGAUGAUAACUUCAUAAAAGAUGUGCUCGGUUACCCAAACUAUGCAUCAGUACCACAGAAACUGACACAUCUUCCCGAGUUAGAUACACUUUCCUCAGAAAGAACCAGGUCCUUUCUUUCCUGGCUUAGAGAUAACAGGCCAUUGAGUCCAGUACUCCAUGUGGUAAAAGAUGAGAGUCCUGGCAAGACCGACUUUUUCCAGCACUUAGUUGAAGACCGGACAGAGGCUGCAUUCUCUUACUAUGAAUUUUUGCUUCAUGUUCAGCAGCAGAUUUGUAAAUGAAGUGGAACCAAAGAAGAACAUCUGUGACUUUUGAGAAAAGCAUGAUAAGCUGUCAGAGAAGCACAUGGGAAAUUUGGAAAGAAAGCAUUAGCAAUGCACCCCACCCCACCCCCCUUUCUGCAGCUUGACAGUUAAAGGUGAGGCAUCGUCCUCUAAAAACUUGACAGAUUUUAUUUCAGCCUGAAUUAAAAGAUAGCAAUGAUGAUGCUAUUAGCACUAACGACAUUUUGAAUUGGUUUCUACACAUUUGCGAUAGUGCAGCAGUACAGUCCUAGUAAUUGCAAGCUGGCAAAUUUAUGUAGCUAGGUGGAAUGAUAUUUCAUAAUGGAAAUUAGAUAAAUCCUUUUUUUUCUUACAUUUAAUAGAAUAUUUCCGGACUUAAAACUCUGAUGAGAGAUGCCAAAGGGCAAUGGCACCAGGUUAUUUGUUUAUAUAAAUUACUUUUUAACAAGGAAUGAUUCGUAUUCAUUAAGUGGAUCCACCAUUUUCCCAGUGAAGACUAUAUAGAAUUUCAGUACAUGGACUGUAGAAAUAAAAUGUAUAAUGUACAUAAAUGUUACAUUUGUAAAGAAAUGUAAAAAAUGUAACUACAGAAUAUGAAUUGCUUAAAAUGUGCUACAUUGUUGGAUGUUUGAUGACAGAUCUUUUUGUCCCAGUUAGAGAAUGAGGUUGACUAAUACAUAUUAAGAAUGGAGUCCACAUAAGAAACACUCUUUGUAAUUCUGUUCAAUCUUUUAUGUGGAAUUAUUUAUGAUCACCUUACUAAUUAAAGAUAUUUUGCUUGAUUGUGUGUGUAUUUUUUGUAACUGAUAUUUUUACAUGUCUGAGAUGUUGGCUUUGGUAACUUGUGGGAAUUAAUACCUUGAAUUUAAUACUCUGUAUGUCAGUAUAUUUUCAUUGGUCUAUGACUAUCGUAUGUGUUCAGUUUCUAAAACCAAAUAACUUUUCAAAAGAGAGCUAACGACUGCUAGUGUCCUCUAUCGCUUGCCUCUCCUUGUGCUGGUGAAGGAAACAUUCUCAACCAUCACAUUGCUCUAACUUGAAGUUUUCAGAAAUGACAUGACCGGUUUAACUGACUUAUAGAAUUACCACCUUGAAUUUUUAUAGUGCCUUCAUUCAUUCUGAAGAAAUGCUUCAACAGUUUAGUAGUUAUUCAUUAAAAAUUAAUCAUCCAUUACCAGGAAACUGAGAUUAGAGACUGUUACUGUUACUGCUAUAUGUAAACCAGAGUUGGAUUAUGGAAGGAUAAGGAUGCUUGGUGUAUAUGUACCUUUUCAAAAUAUAAAGCCAGUGGUCUUGCUGUCUUUGUACUUUGGCUUAUUUCAUUUUCUUGGAUAAAAUGUGCUUUUUUUUGUCUUUUGGUUGUGAUAGAACUAUAGGGUCAGAAAGCAUCGAUGAUGGUUCUCCACAAAGAAAAUCCACUGAGCCUCACAGAAUUUUAGCUUGAAGAGACUUCAAAGAUAAUUUUUUUCUAACUCGUCAUUUUAUAGAUAAAGAAACUGACCCAGAGAAAUAAAUCAUGUUCUAUCCUAUGCAUUUUGCCCCUUCAAAGUUGAAUAAUAAAAGUAAUGGUUUUCUUUCCCCUUA